AUGGCUUCCGCAAUCGAGGCCGCGAGACGCAAGGCUGAAGCGGCCCUUACAGCAGUCAAAGAUGUUGCAGCAGAUGCCCCUGCAGCGAUGCAGAAGGCUUCUGAGAACCCGCAACAAGCCUCCCGUGAAGUUCUGCAGUCGCCAUUUAUGCGAGCUGCCCUUCCCUUUGUUAAUGGAGGUGCUGCCGGUAUGGUCGCUACCACGGUGAUCCAGCCAAUCGACAUGAUCAAGGUCCGCCUCCAGCUUGCCGGUGAGGGUGUCAAAACAGGCCCGCGACCGUCGCCAAUCACAAUCACAAAGGACAUCAUUGCUGCUGGGAGGGUGAUGGAUCUCUACACUGGUCUGAGUGCAGGUCUCCUACGACAAGCUGUUUACACCACAGCACGACUUGGAUUCUUCGAUACUUUCAUGAAAAGUCUCAGUGCCCGCGCGGAAGGUCAGGGCCAGAUUAUUGGCUUUAAAGAGCGAGCGAUGGCAGGUUUGACAGCCGGCGGUAUCGCUGCGUUCAUUGGCAAUCCAGCUGAUUUGGCAUUGAUCCGUAUGCAAAGCGACGGUCUGAAGCCCAAAGCUGAGCGGGCCAACUACAAAGGUGUCGGCGAUGCGCUGAUGAGAAUCGCGAAGAAUGAGGGCGUUGCUCGGCUCUGGGCUGGCGCAAACCCGACCGUGGUGCGCGCAAUGGCGUUGAACUUUGGACAACUCGCAUUCUUCUCAGAAGCAAAAGCACGACUGAAGACCAUGGACACGAUGGGUCCUCGGACGCAAACGCUGACGGCAUCCGCAAUCGCGGGCUUCUUCGCAUCCUUCUUCAGUCUCCCAUUCGACUUUGUGAAGACCCGGUUGCAGAAACAAUCUCGAGGUCCGGAUGGUAAGCUUCCAUACAAGGGAAUGGUGGACUGCUUCCAGAAGGUCAUCCGAGAGGAGGGUCCUUUGCGAUUCUAUCGUGGCUUCUCGACGUAUUACACACGUAUCGCGCCGCAUGCAAUGGUGACUCUGAUCGUAGCCGACUACUUGAAUUUUAUCACCAAGUAA
Ramularia collo-cygni is the source of this 1029-nucleotide messenger RNA. RefSeq names its product related to dicarboxylate carrier protein. The record is from RefSeq and is a predicted model, not a curated record. Gene Ontology annotation, biological process: transmembrane transport. The transcript has 2 exons. Lineage: Eukaryota; Fungi; Ascomycota; Dothideomycetes; Mycosphaerellales; Mycosphaerellaceae. The coding region runs from base 1 to 1029 and encodes 342 amino acids. Gene Ontology annotation, molecular function: oxoglutarate:malate antiporter activity.